CCGCACCGCAAAUUUAGAGAGGUCACGUCAGUUCAGCUCAACGGUUCCUCAGUCCUCACCCAAAUUAAUUAAUUUCCCAUUUAAUUUCCUUCAUUUUCCAGGAAAAUAAUACUAAUUUACUCGUAGCUUUCCUGGAAAGCGCCAAUCCAAUUUUCCUCUAAAUAAUACAACAGGAAUAGAACGCAAUCCAUCCUUCAUUUUUUCUUGUUUUCCAAAAAAGAAAAGGAAAGAAAAAAUGGGGCAACAGCAAUCGAAGGACGAGUUGCUGUACCAGCAAGUGAAUUACGGAAAUAUAGGAGGCAUCAAGACUCUUUGCAGCCAAGGCGCUGGCCUCGAGUGGAUUGAUAAAGAGGGGAAAACACCACUGAUAUUGGCGUGUUUGAAUCCUCAACUUUUUGAUGUGGCUCAAGCUUUGAUUGAGCUCGGUGCUAAUGUCAAUGCUUAUCGCCCCGGUCGUAGUGCGGGAACUCCCUUGCAUCAUGCGGCGAAAAGAGGUCUUGAAAAUACCGUGAAGUUGCUUCUAUCACGUGGAGCGAAUGCAUUAGUGAUGAAUGAUGAUUGUCAAACUCCUCUACAAGUUGCUAGGGCGAAGGGGCACAGCAAUGUUGUUCGUGCAAUUGAGAGUCAUAUUUGUCUAUUCUCUGGUUGGCUGCGGGAGUUUUAUGGGCCUGGAUUUCUAGAAGUAUUGGCACCUCGGUUGGUUUCAAGAGACGUAUGGGUUGUCAUUUUACCUACUGGUUCUCGUAAUCCUAGAGGGCCUUACAAAUUGGAGCUUGCCAUUUAUUCUAGAUUGCAGGAUGCACAACCACGGACUAUUGUCGCACUGUGGAAAGCAAAUCUGGAAGAAAUGAAAUUUCACCACUCUGAUCCAUCUGUGAUGAUUGUUGAUAACUCCACCACCUCAAGAGGCAGGAGGCGGAGACGAGCGAGGUGUAGGUCUCUAAAUGUUAGGCAAACGCAAAUUAAACUCGCACCUGCAAAUGAAGGUGACAAGCAACAGCUUCAGUGGUUUUGUGAUGCAUGCAAAGGAAUACAGCAGGUAAUGCAUCCUCCAGCAUUUCUGCAUAAUUCUGAGGCUCCAGUUGUUCAAGCAACUGCCCCACCAUCUUCUGAAGAUAUAGAGAUAGCAAUGGCAAUGAAUACCUCCAUCCAGUCUGCAGCAGAGAGACCUAUUUUUGACCCCCACUCCAGCGCUGGGGCAAGUUCAUCCACCAGCUGGAGUUACCCUGUGAAUACUGGCAGUCAAGUUGCUCUGGAAACGCCAGCAGAUCCUCCUCCAAAAGUAACUAGCAGUGAAUGGGCACUGCAUGAAACUGGAGUUACCAGCAGUUCAACUCAGCAAACCAAGAUCCAGAAUAGCAGCAUCACUGAUGUCCGGACAGCAACUGAUGCCCAAGGUUCAGUCCCAUCAGCUCCACCCAUUGUAGAUGAGAUUGUAGAAGAUGGUCCCAUUCACUACCCAUCAAUUGAUUCCAGCCCCAUUGAUACUUCUUCCCUGCCUGUUGAGAACUUACCAGAAAACACAGGUGAAAAGAGAGAAGAUGGAGGUUCUUCAUCAUGUGUAAUAUGUUUAGAUGCUCUGGUUGAGGGCGCUUGCAUUCCAUGUGGCCACAUGGCUGGAUGCAUGUCUUGUUUGAAGGAAAUCAAAGCCAAGAAAUGGGGUUGCCCUGUGUGUCGUGCCAAGAUUGACCAGGUUGUAAGGCUCUAUGCUGUCUGAUUAUUGCUGAAGAAUGAAGCUAGAAAUGGUAAGUUUGGCAGCGCAAGGGAAUUGACAACUUGAGUUGCAGUAGCAGCAGCUGGAUCACCUUGUUUAUGGGUUAGUAACUUCUUGGAACAUUCUACUCGUGUACUUGUGAAAUAAAGCUGAAGCUGGUUAUUGUUAAGACCGUGUUUGGGUAUUUAUAUGAGCCUUUGUGUAUAGUUUAUUUGUAUGCAUAAUAUGCUUGUAUAUUUAAGCCAUAUAUAAACUGCACAAAAGGGAUCCAAAGUGUCUUGCAAUUUUCAAGGUCAUCCUUUAUGAAAAUAACUCGUUCGUGCUAAAUCCAUGUACAUGCAUUUGCUU
Molecule: messenger RNA, 2062 nt
Organism: Populus euphratica (Euphrates poplar)
Lineage: Eukaryota; Viridiplantae; Streptophyta; Magnoliopsida; Malpighiales; Salicaceae
Product: putative E3 ubiquitin-protein ligase XBAT35
Exons: 11
Coding region: 236-1717 (493 amino acids)
Molecular function (GO): protein binding
Source: RefSeq, a predicted model, not a curated record